UCUUUCUCUUUCCUCUCUCUUCUUUUCCUCCUAUGUGUGUUCGGCAAUGAUCAGCUGAAGCGGCAGCGUGCGUGGAGGGCUCACACGGAGUGGCGUCCUAACUUCCCGAUAUACCUCCACAUAUUCGACUAACAUAUGCUCUUAUAAACCUCGCAGUACGGACGCGGAUUAAUAUAUUCUCUGAGAAUUGUUUAGUGUCUCUAGAAGAAGAAACAAAUACAAAAAAUGCCUGUAGCGACUCUCCUGCCUUUCACGGCGACUCCGAAUAGGAAGUCUGUGAGCCCGACCUCCUUCAGACUGACGGAGAAAUUCAUUCUUCUUCUGGUUUUCAGCGCUUUUAUAACGCUCUGCUUCGGCGCAAUAUUCUUCUUGCCGGACUCCUCCAAGCUGCUCAGCGGAGUUUUCUUCCGCUCCGCACCGGCCGAGAGCGACCCUCGCCCGGGCACUGACGGGGACUUCGCCGGCGCCACUGGCAGGGACGAGAAAAUACUGGCCAAGAUCAGGAAAGAUCACGAAAAGGCACUGCUGGAAGCCAAAGACACGCUGCAGAAACGAGCCGAAGAGAUAAAGCAGGACAUUAAAAGCGAGAAGGAGAAAGUUGCCCGAGACGGCCAGGGCAGAGGUGGCGGGGGAAAGGACGACACUCUGCCGGAGAUCGAGUAUGUGCGGCCGCCUGGAGCAACAGGGCACGACCCGUCAGACCCAGACGCCAAGGAGAAAAGAGCGAAAAUUAAAGAGAUGAUGCAGUUUGCUUGGGACAAUUACAAGCACUAUGCCUGGGGCUCCAAUGAGCUGCGGCCCGUCUCCAAGCAAGGCCACUCCAGUAAUCUGUUUGGCAGUCUCAAAGGAGCCACCAUCGUGGAUGCUCUGGACACUCUCUACAUCAUGGAGAUGUAUGAUGAGUUUGAAGCUGCCACGGAGUGGGUGGAGAAAAAUCUUGACUUUAACAUGAAUGCAGAAAUCUCGGUCUUUGAAGUGAACAUCCGCUUCGUCGGAGGAUUGCUGUCCGCCUAUUAUCUCUCAGGCAAAGAGGUGUUCAGAAGGAAAGCUAUAGAGCUGGGAGAGAAGCUGCUGCCUGCAUUCAAGACACCCACCGGCAUUCCCUGGGCUCUACUCAAUCUGAAGAGUGGUAUAGGCAGGAACUGGCCGUGGGCGUCUGGAGGCAGCAGUAUUUUGGCAGAGUACGGCACGCUGCAUUUGGAGUUCAUGCACCUGAGCAGACUGUCUGGGAAGCCUGUGUUUGCUGAGAAGGUCAUGAACAUCCGAAAGGUGCUGAAUCGCUUGGACAAGCCACAAGGGCUGUACCCCAACUAUCUGAACCCCAAUAGUGGACAGUGGGGACAACAUCAUGUGUCGGUGGGAGGUCUUGGAGACAGUUUCUAUGAGUACCUGCUCAAAGCCUGGCUGAUGUCCGACAAGAGAGAUGAGGAGGGCAAAAAACUGUACUACGAUGCUCUGAAGGCCAUUGAGACAAACCUGAUUCGGAAGUCCAGUGGUGGUCUAACCUACAUCGCAGAGUGGAAGGGAGGUCUUCUGGAACAUAAGAUGGGUCACCUGACUUGCUUCGCGGGAGGAAUGAUUGCGCUGGGGGCCGACGGGGCACCAGACGACAAGACGGGUCACCAGAUGGAGCUGGCAGCCGAAAUUGCCAGAACAUGCCAUGAGUCCUACGCCCGAACCAAUUUGAAGCUUGGUCCUGAGGCAUUCAGGUUCGACGGCGGCGUGGAAGCCAUCGCUACGCGGCAGAAUGAAAAAUACUUCAUCCUGCGGCCUGAGGUCAUAGAGACCUACAUGUACAUGUGGAGGUUCACUCAUGACCCCAAAUACAGGCAGUGGGGCUGGGAAGCCGUACAGGCUCUGGAGCAGCACUGUAGGGUGGAGGGUGGCUACAGCGGAGUCAGAGAUGUUUACGCCAGCAGCCCCAACCAUGAUGACGUCCAGCAGAGCUUCUACUUGGCCGAGACCCUGAAGUAUCUGUACCUGCUGUUUUCGGACGAUGACCACUUGUCAUUUGAGCACUGGGUCUUCAACACUGAGGCUCACCCGCUGCCUGUGAUAAAGCGAGAGAGUGCUGACCGGUCUAACCAGCUGUAGUAGCUCUGACCUUUCCCCCAAAGCCCUGCAGGCCUCCUCAAGCACUGGCCUGUUCUGCGGAUGCCCUCUGGCUGUGGAGGCCUCUUCUCCAGGGCUUUGACCGAUGCUGGACAACCAUCAGCUGGGGCUUCCUGGCCCAUGGCUCAGCGUCCUCUGCGCCAUUAUUAGAGAUAGCAGUCUGCAUGCUGCCCCUUCCCUGACCUUUGACUUCAUCAUUUUGGACCUCUCUCUGAGCCUCUGAGGCCCAAAGGACCUUCUUCUCUCCUCUGUGAGGAGACCAGAUGAUUUCCACUCAACCGUCUAAACUCUCAUACGCACUUCGGGGACAAAAAAAAAAGCCAUACUGCAGUCAACAGCUAUCAUGUUUUGUUUUAAAGUUGUGUGUGUUUGUUGAAACAUUGUAUUCAAGAAAUCCACUCACCUUGCAACUGAUUGCAACUAGUUGAAUCAAUCAGAAAAUUCAUAUUUAGCAGCUUUUGUUGUUUUCCUUUUCUCUGAGUCACAACUGCAAGGUAGUGAUGUGGAGUUAACUAGUGCCUUUUUUAGCUUAUUGACUAAUGGUCCUGGUAUUUAAAGUGAGAUAUUUAACUGGCAAAGAUUCUAUCAGCUUCGACUCAGCCAUCGAUUGUGUGGGGUUUUUUUUUUUGUGUGUUUUUUUUUUUUUUUUUUUAAACACACAUCUCAUUUUCUUGGUCAUUCCUGGUUCGAAACUUUCCUACACUGGAGUUGGAGUUGGGGUUACAAGGAAAGACAAAUUUAUAGCUCAUACUGGAAUACAACUGGUGUGGACAGUAGUAAUUAAUCUGGUACAUCAUAAUAUCCUACUGCGUAAUUCAGUGCUUCCUUUCCCCCCAGCCAGUCAGCUUCUUACGUUCCAGUUACACAGACUAGAUGUGUACAUUUGUUGAUUGUUUACUUAAUCAGGUGUUGGAGAGACUUUUCGUCCUUGAUAUGUAAAAUAUGAAACUUUGUGUUAAUUUAUUACUUGUGACUUAGAAAGGUUUUUCUUUCAGUGCCAGGGUGUUCCUUGGAUAUAGUUGGCACACUGAUGAAGUAACUGUCUUAUCUAAAGAAAUCAAUAUCCAGUGGGAAAAAGUCAGGAAGACAAGACAAGGGCAGUUGUCAAUCAAAUAAUGAAUUAUUAUGUAUGAAUGUACCACCAAAUGUGAAGUGAACAUUACGUUGCCUAGUUGUGUUCAUAUCUUUGGUUGUUUUAAUGUUUCUUUCUUAGUGGAAGCACAAAAAAGCUGGAGAAAGGAACUGGGUGAAUCCUACUGGUAUAGAACAGAGAAAGCACAAGCAAGGAAUCACGAUGCAAAGAUGCAAGGAAAGCAGAGACAAACACCCAGAACUGUAUACUACACUGGAUAAAACAUAUCUGUCCACAUUCAUACAUACCAUUUGAAAAGAGUGCUGGGAACAGCCUUAUGUUGGCCACCCGCAUUUAGGGCCAGUUUUCUUGCACAUAGAUUAAGCUUAAUCUUUAAUAUAAAGACUCAACUAAAUUACAGUGCUAAGGAUGAAUCUUUUUAGUAAGGACGAAGCUUAAUCUGGGUUUGGAAAACUAACCCUUUUUUUUUUUUUGGGACCAGAAGUGAUCUUUUUUUUUGGACAGUUUACUAAACUUGUAGCGUUCCAGCAAAGUCCUCCUCAGUACUUGAUCCCGAAUUCCUCUAGUGCGUAAUCGGUAUGGAGUACCACUGACAAAACAGUGUCAACAAGCUAGCUAAGCUUCUUUUGAGUGAGAAUUCUUAUUUUUAACCAUGUUCUCUGGACCUGUAAUAAGCGUUUAAUUGGAGUUUUGGGCAGGACUUUUCAGCUGUGCUGACUUUCCAUUACAUCCCUGGACUGACGACAGGUUUGAGGUCAGUCAGGUAAUGUUGAUGACUACUUUGAGCUCCAACUUGGAUUGGUUUUGAAAUUAGUUUGUUCCCACUAAUAAGUCUACAUCCCCACUGACAUCAAGCCAAUUUCUCAUGGUUGUCCCCAGACGUUCUCGUUAUGACAACACGCCUGGCCCCAUAAGACCAGCCUAGUUCUAGACUAUAUUUUCCUUGUAAUGGAGAAUCUCUGUUCAGAAUGUUGUGCAAUCCAAGACUUAGCCUAAUUUCUGUCCAGGAAACUUACUCUUAAUGCAUAUAGAUGGAGGUUAGGACCAAACCCCAAAUACCCAAAAAAAUGAUUACACAAGAAAGGUUAGAGAUUAAAUGGGACAGAUCAGCUGGAUCACUGACUCUGUGUGGUCUGUCUGCCUCUGGGCAAGGCUGCUGCAUACUGCCGUCUUAGGCUGGCUUUACAUGGUGAAACGUUGGCAUGACCGUUUCCUUGAAUCCUACGUGAUCAGUUAAGUUGCAUUAUUUAGAGCAAGUUGCAGCUCAUUUGGAAACUCAAAACUCAACUUUGUGGGCAGUGUUUCAUAAAACAGCUAAUCAGUGCACAGAAAACAGCACAGGUUGAACAUCUUUACCUUUUGAUUUAGACAGUAGGUUCAGCUACAGCAAUAAUGUGGCUAAUUUGCUAUUAAGUAGCUAGUUAGCUUACUAAAUAAUGCUAACAUCUGUUUGAAUGGGACUUUUGGCAGCUUUUGUUCUGCUUUGUUAACGUGUUGUAUUGUGAUUUAUGUAGCCAAGUUAUUGAUUUUUUUCCUCUCAACAUAAAAAGAUAUUCAGAUGGACAUCACCGCUGUCAGAACAAAACCUGCGUCUCAAAAAUGGUAACUUUUACAGGAGAAGAAAAAAAACAUGCUUUUA
Pygocentrus nattereri (red-bellied piranha) is the source of this 4844-nucleotide messenger RNA. It is a transcript of the gene man1a1, whose product is annotated as mannosidase, alpha, class 1A, member 1. The transcript is spliced from 12 exons. Gene Ontology annotation, biological process: carbohydrate metabolic process; N-glycan processing. Gene Ontology annotation, molecular function: calcium ion binding; mannosyl-oligosaccharide 1,2-alpha-mannosidase activity. The coding region runs from base 226 to 2094 and encodes 622 amino acids. The record is from RefSeq and is a predicted model, not a curated record. NCBI's taxonomy places the organism in Eukaryota, Metazoa, Chordata, Actinopteri, Characiformes, Serrasalmidae. Gene Ontology annotation, cellular component: Golgi membrane; endoplasmic reticulum; extracellular exosome.